Sesamum indicum (sesame) is the source of this 1216-nucleotide messenger RNA. Lineage: Eukaryota; Viridiplantae; Streptophyta; Magnoliopsida; Lamiales; Pedaliaceae. The record is from RefSeq and is a predicted model, not a curated record.
UCAACCAUCAACUUCUCUCUCUCUCUCUCUCCUUUCUCUCUCAUCCAACCCAAUUACAAAAGACAUUAUGAUGCUAGAAAUAAAAGGUGGUUGAUGCAUGAGUAAAACUCAACUACUAGUAUAGUGUAUCGCAAAUUCUCUCUCUCUAUUCUCACCACCUUCCCUUUGUAAUCCACACACAAAUACCCCAUCUUGAUUUCUUUGAUUUUUCGCCUCGUUUUCCACGCACGCAGACUUCUAGCCUGUAUUCGUAUUUUCUAUCCUGACCCUCUUCCUAUUUGCUUCGUUUCUUCCAGGAGUAUUAAACGGUCAUGGUGAGCAUUCGGAGGCGCAGACUUUUAGGAUUAUGCUCAGGACAAAAUUCUUUCCUGGCUCCACUUUCACGAGUUCUUGAGAAUGGACACACCCCUGAGAACAGUAUCGAGGACACAAAACCAGGCAGUGUUCAUCCUCUGCCUUUAACUGAUGGUUACAUGCCAAAAGAAGAAACCAUCUCAGAGACUAUGAACGGUUCACCAGAUUUGUCUGCGUCAAGUCCAUCGAAAGAGCAUCUGCUGAGGCAAUUCCCUGAGGUCAAACGUAGAAAGCGACACAGGAGGAAGCAUGUUGAAAACCAGGAACCAUGUACCAUGCGAGGUGUCUACUAUAAAAAUAGGAAAUGGCAAGCUGCUAUUAAAGUUGACAAGAAGCAGAUCCAUUUGGGAACCGUGGGCUCCGAAGAAGAGGCUGCUCGAUUGUAUGAUAGGGCUGCAUUUAUGUGCGGGAGAGAGCCCAACUUCGAGCUAUCAGAGGAGGAAAAGCAGGAACUCAGAAAAUACAAGUGGGACGAGUUUCUAGCCAUCACGCGUUCUGCAAUAACUAACAAGAGCCAGAGGAGAACUGGGCCAGGUUCGCGAAGAAAAUCUCUAAACGACGAAUGGGCAGGCGAGCCCGGACAAAGCACCUCGUCAGCUUCAGAAGAUGGCACAUUUGCCCCUUGAUUUGUUUCUGUCUUGUGUUGCUUCUACGGAUCUGCAGGCUGAAUAAGUUCAGUUGAAAAGGUCAUGUUCAGAUUGCUGCUUGCCUUUGUAUCUGAUUCAAUUUCUUGGCAUAUAAGAGCCCCUAUUAGGGCAGAUCAGUUUGAAGUUUCCCAGAAAGGGAAAUUGCUAUUCUUGGUUUAGUAACAGUUAAAAACCACAUGCUUCACUAUAAUCAUCUUCCUCUUCUACUACAUCUA